Messenger RNA from Alternaria rosae, 918 nucleotides. RefSeq lists its product as uncharacterized. Bases 323 to 886 code for a protein of 187 amino acids. NCBI's taxonomy places the organism in Eukaryota, Fungi, Ascomycota, Dothideomycetes, Pleosporales, Pleosporaceae. The transcript has a single exon. The record is from RefSeq and is a predicted model, not a curated record.
AGACGGGACUCGGUGGCCGAAGAUGGCUGUGAGUGCAGCGAAGCAGGAUGCGCGCCGGCGUCGGGAAACAGAACGCUCUUGCCAAGCUGUCGCGCCACGUGGCUGAAAUACUGAUCUUCACAACACUACGAGCUCCAUAGAUACAUACCGACUUACAGAAGAUCAAACAAUUUCAACUGGACAAGGAUUCGCAAUUGCAGUAUUCAAAACGCCGAUCAUAUCCAGAGCCUCGUCCUCAGAGCCUCAACUUCCUGAAGCGCUGUAUCAACGACCCACGACUCCACUAAUCAUCGCGUCAAGGGCCACUUCCCCUCACGAAUCCAUGAACCUCCACAGUCGCACUCGGGGAACGGGUGUCCUUUCUCGGCAACGCUACCUCUGGCGUCUCGCCUUCGUCUCCACCAACUCCUUCAUCACUUCUCUAAUCUCAUUAGGUCUUACCGGCGCGUCAUCCAGAUCCACCUUCGAAGCUGAUGAUACUAUAGUUGCGUGGGCUUUGGCGGCUUGGGUGGCUUCCCCGGCUUUCCUUUCGGUAGCUGAUGGAACACGGCAGUCGUGUCAAAGGCGGGUUUGUUCCCGCGAUCAUCCUCGGUUUCGGCUAUUCGAUCAUGUGACCAUCCUUGAUCAUCGCCUUCAGCAACUUAUAUCCCAGAAAGAUCAGCUUCGUGAUAAUCGAUUGCAGGUCGAGAGUUCUGCUCACUGUUCUCAGAGAGAGCUGUUUGCAACCCUUCUCGAAGCUUCAAAAUUGCGAUUUCCAAUGCUAUAUUCUGGUCGUCCAUCUGUCGGACGAACUCAGCUUGCUCUACCGCCAAGACGUCAGGCUGAGCAUCGAUUUCGUCAAUAUGGCGCUGUCCAUCUGACAGUAGCUCUUCCAGAGUUGCUUUGAUCUCAUCUUCAACCAGAUCCAGGCUAUCUGCA